AUGGGGGUGGGAUCCUUGACCUCGGCGGCCUUCUUGCUGCUGUGGGUCAUCGCCGCAACCGUGGUGGCCGCCGUCUUCACGGUGCGCUACGUGGGCAUCGUGGAGGAGGACCAGGCCUGGUACCUGCAAGGCUCCGCUCGUGCCGCUGCCGCGGAGGCCCAGGCGGUGCUGGGUGCCGUUCUGGAGGCGAAGCAGGCGCUGAUCGCUUCCAUCGAGUACGGCCUGGUAAGGACUGAUGUUGGCCACCGCCAGUGA
Effrenium voratum is the source of this 255-nucleotide messenger RNA. NCBI's taxonomy places the organism in Eukaryota, Dinophyceae, Suessiales, Symbiodiniaceae. The record is from the annotation of a GenBank genome assembly.